AUGUCAAAAACGUAAACGUGAAGAUGUGUCUUUAUCUGCAGGCAACGGCGUGGUCAUUCAUCUCCCAGGAUUAUUUGAGGAGAUUGACAAGAAUGAGAAAAAAGGUCUGAAAGGAUGGGAUAAAAGGCUGGUGAUCUCAGACCGGGCUCACAUCGUGUUUGACUUUCACCAGGCCGUAGACGGACUUCAGGAGGUUCAGAGACAGGCUCAGGAAGGACAGAACAUAGGAACGACUAAGAAAGGCAUCGGCCCGACGUACGCCUGCAAAGCGUCUCGCACCGGGCUCCGCAUCUGUGACCUGAUGGCUGACUUCAGCGACUUUUCCACCCGGGUGAAGAACCUGGUGCAGCAGUAUCAGUCCAUGUACCCGGCGCUGAAGGUGGACGUGGAGGGCGAGCUGAAGAAGCUGAAGGACUACGCCGAGAGGAUCAGACCGCUGGUCAGGGACGGAGUCUACUUCAUGUACGACGCAAUUCACGGGCCGCCCAAGAAAAUCCUGGUGGAGGGAGCGAACGCGGCGCUGCUGGACAUCGACUUCGGUCAGGAUCUGUGUGUGUGUGUGUGUGU
Molecule: messenger RNA, 567 nt
Organism: Puntigrus tetrazona (Sumatra barb)
Lineage: Eukaryota; Metazoa; Chordata; Actinopteri; Cypriniformes; Cyprinidae
Product: adenylosuccinate synthetase isozyme 1-like
Exons: 6
Biological process (GO): IMP metabolic process; 'de novo' AMP biosynthetic process
Cellular component (GO): cytoplasm
Molecular function (GO): adenylosuccinate synthase activity; nucleotide binding
Source: RefSeq, a predicted model, not a curated record